Penicillium cataractarum is the source of this 1932-nucleotide messenger RNA. RefSeq lists its product as uncharacterized. Bases 1 to 1932 code for a protein of 643 amino acids. NCBI's taxonomy places the organism in Eukaryota, Fungi, Ascomycota, Eurotiomycetes, Eurotiales, Aspergillaceae. The transcript has a single exon. The record is from RefSeq and is a predicted model, not a curated record.
AUGGGGAGCCCAUCAUCACGAAUCCUCUUGGGAUUCAGGCGGCAAUUAUCAUGUCAUGUGUCCAAGAGGGCAUCUACGCGUGGUAUCUCAUCAGUCUCUCUCGAUGCUGAUCCUCCGAUGGAAGACCCAUCGCCCUCGCAAUUACUCCGAUAUACUCUCACAAGUUCAAAUCCUCUCAACACUGAGACUGAGAAUGAUAAACUGCUGCGAGAACGAAUUUUGUCACUUAUCGAUACACAGUGGGUUUCAGGAAAUCCACCCCCAGCCUUAUGGUGUGCCCUCAAGGGAGUUCACCCCACAACUCGAAAAGAGGAAGCAAAGCGUCUUCAUUCCGUCAAUGAUAUAUCAUCAUUGAGGUCCGUUGUUGAGAGACUGGUGGUAGACGAGCAAGGCGUGAAGCUACUUAACCAUUAUCUUUUUGCUACUGGGGCCCUUCAACGUUGUGAAGAGAACAAUACAUAUUCGGAGCUUGUUUCGGUUCUGAGCGACAUCGCGACUCGACACGUCCGUCUCCAACUGCCUCGGCUGAAUACUGAUCAUAGCCUUGCUUAUGCUGCACUAGAUCUUUCAAUGCCUGCAUUCCAGCACUUUUUGCACAAUCGCCAAGAGCUUUACAUCCCCCCGCUGAGCUUUUCCAAUGGUGGCUCCGUUAUCAACGCGCUAUUCGACUCAAUCGAGUCGGUACUCUUUGAACGCCCCAAUUACGAUACCAGCUAUGUCCUUGCCAGCCUCACGGGCGAAGGGGAGCAGACCCCUCAAGACCGGCCUACAUUACAUGAUGUCCUCCACGAGUCCCCGGGUAAAGACCGGCGAAAUUGGACCACAUACCUAUGUGUCCUUGCAAGGCUCUACAGUCGCGAUGCCCUGAUCAACUCGUGGAAACAAUACAUGGCCGACUUCGACAAGACUCAGAAAGAUUCAUGUCACCUCGCCUAUAAUGUUAUUCUAGCCCUAGUCCGAUCUAGACGGUCAGAUGAAGCUGCAGUGCUUUUGGAAGAUAUCUCCCAACGCAGCGAGGAUAACUUGCCACAUAUUGCAACACUACGAAAUGUACAGGCUCUUCUCGAUGACCCGAUGGUUAGCGAAGCCCUUCCAGACUUGGUCAAAGGUCGCCAAUAUGAAGCGCUUCUUGAAACUCGUCUCGUGGACAUGGAGUCGAGACUGGGAAUCCGAUGGGAAGAGGUCCAAUGGCAAGCCAAAAGCAAGGCUCAUGUUGGGGUAACGCCAGACUCACCAUGGACAGUCUUCAAAGACCAACCUUUGCUCACCAUUGAUGGCAAUUGCGCUGGUUAUGAGGAUCCAGUACGACUGUGGUCUGAAAUUCGAGCCCAUGGUUGCUCCAAAUCUCGGAAUGAUCUUCUGCGGAUCGUUGAUGUUUUAAAUGAGCAGGACGGCGCCCCCCAGAGAGUGGCCGUCUCGCCCGUUGGGCGAGAUAUGCAGGAAUUUUACCAAUCCCACUUCUCGUCCAUUGAAUUCCAGUGGAAUCCAGAGCACUCGCCUCUCGAAUUCUCUGAGAGUCCUCUUCCAGCCCUAUCAGACCGUUCUGCAAAAUGCACGCCCGUCACGCUAGGGCUGCUUCGGGCUCGUGCGACGGUCAACGGUGUGCCCCAGGAUAACAACAAAUGCCUGCAUUUGAUACAGCUGGGGACCCUAGACAUGCGCUUUGGAGUAGAGGACUCUUGGCUCCGGUCAGGGUACAUCGUAGCCUGGGACCGACAAUACGGCGAGAUGAUUGGCGUGUUCGUAGGCGCAGGAUACGGAGUCAUUGAUCGUGGCUCGACACCAACGGACGCCCCCUUUGGAGCUAUUGUGCAUAUCCAUCCAGCAAAUGUGCCUCGCGAUGUGGGCUCGCCUUCUGAUCGACAUUCUCGAAUCCCAGCGAGAUCGUACUAUCUGGACCUUGAUCCGAGUCCCGAUCUGGGAUUUCGUUAG